AUGGAGGUCGCCUUGCUAGUGGCUGGAGCUUCCGUCGCCGGCACCUUCGUUGGCAUCCUGGCCGGACGUGGUCUCAGGCGCGGCCCACCUAUCCUUGCCAGUCCGAGAACGGCAGCACCAGAAGCCCUGGUUCCUUAUGGAGAACGACCAGCAAAGGUCCGGCGCCUCGAGGCUUCCCAGGUUUCCAUGGAGCUGCCCCGCCUUGCACUCGUCGACCACGAUCGUGAGGUGCCGUGCCCUGGCCAGACAAUGCUGCAGCUUUCGCAGGAUUUGCAGCUUUGCCGCUGCGCACAGCUGCAGAGCUGCAAGCAGCUACGUUCUGGUCAGCUCGACAUGAAGCAGAUUCGCGAGCACGUCGCGAUGCUCUCACUCCUUGGAACCAGGCUUGGAAUGGAUCCAUCAUUGAUUGCUGCUCUUCCAUCUGCUGCUGAGGGGGUCAGGUGUGGAUCGCCUGCAUCAUUGCAUGUCCUCGGGCUCUUUGAGCGCAACCUUCGGACCCAUGAGGUCUCCUUGGAGGGAAGGCUUUCAGUUCUUGCUCAAGUCCAGCAAGGGCUUCCAACAGGUCUCAAGGCGGUCACAGACCAAAGUGAGGCUGAGACCUCGGGGUUGCUGCAUCCAGCUUUGCCUGGAGGUUCAUCCCGAUCGCGGACGCAUUGUAAACGUCCAGCGCCGGAGGCUUCCGAUGUCGAGGACUUCAAGUGCCCUACCCUUGUUUUGACACAGGACGUUUGCCCGAGCCAGGGUUCCGAUGAGGAGGAAGGAAACAGCAGCACGUCAGAGGCGCAGAGCUCCCACGCAGGUCCCUCACCACUUGUUGAAGAGCUGGACGAGGAGCCUGAAUUUGUCAACUUUUGGGAAAAUGAUGAUGUUUCAGAGAACCAGAGCCGGAAACCGUCGGGGUUCACCAAGCUUCGCGAGGAGGAGCCACUGAGCUGUCGAGACCCUUGCUUGCCAGCUUCUGCCAACCGUUCAGAACCACAAUGUGCGGAUGACAGGGACAAGCCAGAGAACUCGAAGCAGGUGCAGUUCAGCGAUCCUUCAGGGCUCAUGCUCCUGGCUUUGUUGCAGCAUGCCGACGCGAAGGACAUGUCAGUCAUCAAAGGAAUGAAGUCUGCCGACAUAAAAAAGGUCGUGGCCCAUCGUAAGAAGCACGGGCCCAUGAACCAGUUGGAUGAGCUGCCGGGCAUCGUGGGGCGUCGAAUGUCGCUGAAGAAGCUGAUCAGUGACAAUCCAGUUUGA
Molecule: messenger RNA, 1239 nt
Organism: Symbiodinium natans
Lineage: Eukaryota; Dinophyceae; Suessiales; Symbiodiniaceae
Source: the annotation of a GenBank genome assembly